Molecule: messenger RNA, 210 nt
Organism: Lasiodiplodia theobromae
Lineage: Eukaryota; Fungi; Ascomycota; Dothideomycetes; Botryosphaeriales; Botryosphaeriaceae
Exons: 4
Coding region: 1-210 (69 amino acids)
Source: RefSeq, a predicted model, not a curated record
AUGAGACUUCAAUUCCUCUCUCUUUUCGCCGUGAUUGGCCUUGCCUCGGCCACUUGCUACACCGAUGUCUACCCCAAUACCAAUAUCGCCAUCUCGUGCACAAACGAGAAGGGCCAAUCGGGAUUCUUGAAGAACUGCGAUGUGCCUGAUGAAGGCUGUGAUCAUGCCAACGGCGCCACUUCUGGAAUUACGUACUGCUGCCCAUCCUAA